AUGUCGACAUGCGAAAAACAAAUCUUCGUUCCUUCAAACUUGGUUAUGUUUGGCGAGAUCGAUUAUUCUUCAAUCAAUCCACAUGGAUCAUCGCAUCAAUUAUCUCGUCUUCUACCCAGUGUCUCUUCGUCUGAUUUACAACAGUAUUCCUACUCAUCUCCGCAUCUCAAUUGGCGAUACUAUUCACUUGAAUAUCUUCUCAAUAAUUUCAGCACAAUGUCAGCGAAUGAAAGCAUUCUAUCGAAUUCAACUCUUGCGAACCAUACAACAACUUCUCCGGAAAACUUAUCCGCUGAUGAGGAAGCAUCCGAUCAUCUCCUCUAUCUCAUUAUUCCAUUAUACUCACUUGUCUUCAUCAUCGGUACUAUCGGAAAUAUUCUUGUUAUUCUAACUGUUGUUAUAGUCAAGCAAAUGCGAAAUACAACCAAUGCAUUGAUUCUUCAUUUAGCUAUUGCAAAUUUAUCCUUUGUUCUUAUGUGUAUCCCGCACACGAUCUAUGUCUAUGUGGCUCAUUCGUAUAACUUUCCAAGUCUUUUCUGUAAAUUAGCGAAUACAUUGAUGUAUUUAAGUGCAUAUGUCAGUAUUUAUAUUCUUGUUCUGAUGUCCAUUGAUCGAUUUCUCGGCGUGGUUUUUGCGGUAAAAUCAACAAAAUAUCGAACGGAACGUAAUGCACAUUUAGCAGUCAUCGUUGUUUGGUUAAUUGGAAUCAUAUUUGCUUCCCCGAAUAUGUUCUACUAUGAAGUCUUACUAGUCGAUACGAUCAGCAAUAUUCGAAUGUGUCUAUUUCGUGAUGACAAACCAAUCUUAAACACAGCACGUAAAGUCACUGCUUACUUUUUUGCAUUAUUCGGUUUAAUUGUCCCAUUAAUUAUCAUUGUUAUCCUCUACGGUCUCAUAAUCAAUGUCUUGCGAAAAAAUGUCAAAGGUCAACAAGUGGCGAAAGGUAAGAAACGCGUCACCAAAAUGGUAUCUGCAGUUAUAUCCUCGUUCAUUAUCUGCUGGACACCAAUGCAAAUCUAUUUAUUAUAUACACAUCAUAAUAAACUCACAGUCUUAUUCGCUAUUGUCGCUCAAAGUCUUGUGUAUAUAUCUGCAUGUGUGAAUCCGAUUUUAUAUGCUUUCCUAUCAGAUCCAUUUCGGAAAGCAUUUCGGCAACUGUUGACAUGUUCUAAAAUGUUAUCGAAUCAUUUAACGAAUCAAAAUGGAAAUGAUAAAAGUCAAACAGCGAGGAAUUCCGCUUGCAAUGUUAUACAACGAAAACAGCAGCAAUCAUUGAAAGUUAGUGUAAAUAAUAAGCAAAAGAUCAAACUUGAAAUGGAUUCAACGACAAAAACCACAAAUUUAGUGGAGAAUGAACGAUUAUUAAGUACUCAAACAACUAGUAUAAAUUAG
Molecule: messenger RNA, 1392 nt
Organism: Adineta ricciae
Lineage: Eukaryota; Metazoa; Rotifera; Eurotatoria; Adinetida; Adinetidae
Source: the annotation of a GenBank genome assembly